Messenger RNA from Megalops cyprinoides (Indo-Pacific tarpon), 576 nucleotides. It is a transcript of the gene cbln20, whose product is annotated as cerebellin 20. Gene Ontology annotation, molecular function: protein binding. The coding region runs from base 1 to 576 and encodes 191 amino acids. NCBI's taxonomy places the organism in Eukaryota, Metazoa, Chordata, Actinopteri, Elopiformes, Megalopidae. The transcript is spliced from 3 exons. The record is from RefSeq and is a predicted model, not a curated record.
AUGAGAGUCUGCCUGACGGACACGGCGUCCUGUGGCUGCUGUGUGAUGCAGAAGCAGAUGUGGAGGAUGGAGCAGUACUUCAACAUGAGCCUAAACGAGCUGCAGCGGGGGCUGGAGAGAGCGCAGGCCGCGCUCAACAACGUCCGCGCCAGUCGUAGCGCCUUCUCCGUGGCCCUGACCGACACCCGCCGCUGCGUGGGCCCCGAGCGCGAGGAGACGACCGUGAUCUACAAGGUCAUCUUCAUCAACCUGGGAGAGGGCUACAACGUGGCCACAGGUGUCUUCACCGCACCCCGCUCGGGCGUCUACAGCCUGGCCCUGUCCGUGUACAGCGACGCCGGCUCCCCCGGUGCCACGCUGGCUGCCUGCGUCAGCCUGCGCAUCAACGGCCGUGAGGUGGCCGCCCCCAGCGAGAGGAACCAGCAGGACCAGGAGGACAACACCGCCACCGUAAUGGCCGUCCAGCUGCGGGCCGGGGACACCGUGUCCGUGCGCCUGCCGCCCGGCUGCUUCCUUUGCGACGACAGCAGCCACUACAACACCUUCACCGGCUUCCUGCUGUACGCCACCGACUGA